Molecule: messenger RNA, 2538 nt
Organism: Leptosia nina
Lineage: Eukaryota; Metazoa; Arthropoda; Insecta; Lepidoptera; Pieridae
Source: the annotation of a GenBank genome assembly
AUGGAGACACAGUCCAAAGAUGAUUCACCUACAAGCGAAAACGAAACAAAAGAUGACAACACACAAAAAAGAAAAAGGUCAAAGAAGCAUAAAAAACAAAAGCACGACGACCAUGAAGUUGAAACACCUAGAAAGAGAAGAAAAUUAAGGAAUAAAGAUCGGAGUGGCGAAUACAGUGAUACAUCUUUAUCAGAUAUAGAAGAUUUGCUCAGAAAAUCGCGACAGUGUAGACAAUCUAAAAAGCAUCCAAAUCCAAUUGAAGUGAAUACAAUAAUAAUAGAGAACAGUUGUAAUAAACCACAAUCAAUUAGUAGUGAAGUUAAGUCAGAUAAAAAGGUUGAGACAUCUAAUUCUGAUUCAGAAAAUUAUCAAGAUGAUUGUACUAGCCCAGAUUUAAUAGGUUCAGAGGAUGAUCUCAAUUUAGAGGAAUUAAUGAUGCAAAAAGAAUUGCUUCAAGCCAGUCUUGUUGCCAUAUCAUCAGAUACUAGUGAUGAUGAUGUUGUAGCUUCAGAAAACAUUACAGAGAUUAAUAUUUCAACUAAAAAAUCAAGGGAAAAGCCGUCUAAAAAGGAAUGUGUAAGCGGAACCGAUAAAAAUAAGAAAGUAUCGCUUGUUACCGAUAGAUAUAAGUCUCGCGAUGAUAAAUCUAAAGAAGAACGAGAUUGCCGUGAGCGGAAAGAGAGACAAAGACGUAAAAUGGAAGCCGAAAGAGAUCGUCGCGAAAAGGAGCGGGAUCGUGAAAGGGAACGAGAACGGGAGAGAGAAAGAGAACGUGAGAAAGAACGAGAACGAGAAAAGGAAAGAGAGAGAGCACGAGGAAAAGAGCGAGACAUAAGACUCAGGAGAGAAAGGGGCAGAGAAAGGGAGCGAAUAGAAAUAAAAUCUUCAGAACGGAGGAGGGCUAGAGCUAAAGAUCAUUCUCCAUAUCGUGAUAGACGUUACUUUCGUUCGAGAAGUAGUCGCGACACGCAUGCGACAGACUCACGUCAUAGAAAUAUUAGAGAUAAACGCAGAGAUUCUACUAAUGAUAUCCACCACUUGCCUAGUUCUAGUGACGAACUUGAUAUAUCUAUUAAUACAGAUGAUGAAGAAGAAACAGAAGAACAAAUAAUAGAAAAACGAAGGAAGCAACGCGAGCUACUACUAAAGCGUCUAGGAGGAAAUAACAACAACGACGGAAGGAAUUCAAAAAGAAAAGAUGCAGAUAAUGAGGAAAACACGAAAAAGUCACACGAAAACACGAAAAAUCCAAAAGUCAAUGCGACAAAUAUUAUUAUUAACGCGAAAAAAAUCACAUCCGCGACACUCAUCUCGCAAGGAGAUGCAACUAUCGCAGCUGGCAACAAAAAGGAAGAUAAGGACCCUGAAUCUAUAAAAUUAGAGAAAUCUGUUAAAAAAGGCGAAUGGGACAUGUUUGCCGAUCAAGACAACUUUGAUAAUGUUGACACCCCCACCACAAGUAAAAUGAAAAACAAAAUGGCACCAGAGAAUCCAUCUCUAACGGACAACUGGGACGAUGCGGAAGGAUACUAUAGAGUUCGCAUAGGAGAGAUACUGGACAACAGAUAUUCCGUUUAUGGAUAUACGGGCCAGGGUGUAUUUUCCAACGUGGUCCGCGCGAGGGAUCAGGCGCGAGGCAACUCUGAGGUGGCUGUCAAAAUUAUACGUAACAACGAAAUAAUGCACAAAACAGGACUCAAGGAAUUAGAUAUACUCAAGAAGUUAAAUGAUGCAGAUCCAGAUGACAAGUUACAUUGUCUCAGAUUGUUUCGUCAUUUCUUUCACAAACAACACCUUUGUAUGGUCAUGGAACCCCUGUCGAUGAACUUGAGAGAAGUCCUCAAGAAAUAUGGAAAAAAUAGCGGAAUUCAUAUUAUAGCUGUAAGAAGUUACAUGCAACAAAUGCUAUUGGCUUUAAAACUGUUAAAGAAGACUGGAAUCAUACACGCUGAUAUUAAGCCAGACAAUAUAUUGGUCAAUGACAGUAAACUGUUAUUGAAACUGUGUGACUUUGGGUCUGCCUCAAGCGUUUCAGACAACGAAAUAACUCCUUAUCUGGUGUCAAGAUUCUAUAGAUCGCCCGAGAUUAUUUUGGGCGUGCCCUACGAUCAUGGCAUAGACAUGUGGUCGACCGCUUGUACCAUUUACGAGAUGUCCACGGGCAAAAUAAUGUUCAGUGGUAAAUCAAAUAAUGAAAUGUUAAAAUACUUUAUGGAUCUCAAAGGGAAGAUACCGAACAAAAUAAUAAAGAAAGGGCAAUUUAAGGAAUCUCACUUUGAUUCAAACUGUAAUUUUUUAUAUCAUGAACUGGAUAAAAUCACUGAAAGGGAAAAGAUCGUCGUUAUGUCAAGUAUAAAACCAACGAGAGACCUGCUGUCAGAAUUGGCACCGUCACUAAAUAGACUACCAACCACGGAGGCCAAAAAGAUGAAUCAGCUCAAAGACCUGCUGGAAAGAAUGUUAAUGAUAGAUCCUACAAAGCGUGCUUCGGUGAACCAUUGUCUUACACAUCCUUUUAUUCAGGAGAAAAUAUCCUAG